Molecule: messenger RNA, 2181 nt
Organism: Scomber scombrus (Atlantic mackerel)
Lineage: Eukaryota; Metazoa; Chordata; Actinopteri; Scombriformes; Scombridae
Product: alanine aminotransferase 2-like
Exons: 12
Coding region: 152-1627 (491 amino acids)
Biological process (GO): biosynthetic process
Molecular function (GO): L-alanine:2-oxoglutarate transaminase activity; pyridoxal phosphate binding
Source: RefSeq, a predicted model, not a curated record
CAGGGACGGGUGAAGGCGUGUCGCUCGGGUGGGAAUAUGAACCGAUAUGAACACCGUGAGACUCAACUGUCAGUUUUAGAACUCAGAGAAGCUGGAGGAGACGAAAACACACCCGAAGUGACUUUCUACUGAAGAAGAUAACUGUGAGACGAUGUCCCAGCAGGCGGUGAACGGGGUCCCGUACAGGGGGAAGGUGCUGACUGUGGACAGCAUGAACCCCAAUGUGAAGCGGGUCGAGUACGCGGUUCGUGGUCCCAUAGUCCAGCGGGCGGUGCAGAUAGAGAAGGAGCUGAAAGAGGGAGUCAAGAAGCCUUUCACAGAAGUCAUCAAGGCUAACAUAGGUGACGCCCAUGCCAUGGGUCAGAAGCCCAUCACAUUCCUCAGACAGGUCUUGGCUCUGUGUUCCUACCCCGAACUCCUGGAGGACAACAAGUUUCCAGAGGAUGCCAAGAAAAGAGCGAAGCGUAUUUUGGAGGCCUGUGGAGGCCACAGCAUAGGGGCCUACAGUGCUAGCCAGGGUAUCGAAUGUAUCCGUCAGGAUGUGGCGCGCUACAUCGAGAAGAGAGAUGGUGGAAUCUCCUCCAACCCUGACAACAUCUAUCUCUCCACCGGGGCCAGUGAUGCCAUUGUGACCAUGCUGAAGUUGCUUGUGUGCGGCGAGGGUCGCACUCGUACAGGAGUGAUGAUCUCCAUCCCCCAGUACCCUCUGUACUCAGCCGCACUGGCAGACCUGGGGGCCGUACAGAUCAAUUACUACCUGGACGAGGACAAGUGUUGGAGUAUGGAUGUUGCAGAGCUCAGGAGAUCCCUGAAUGCAGCGAGGCAGCACUGCAAUCCCCGCGCCCUUUGCAUCAUCAACCCUGGAAACCCCACUGGUCAGGUCCAGAGCAGACAGUGCAUCGAGGAUGUGAUCCGAUUCGCUAAAGAGGAGAAUCUCUUCCUUAUGGCUGAUGAAGUCUACCAGGAUAAUGUGUACGCAGAGGGCUGUAAGUUUCACUCCUUUAAGAAGGUGCUGUUUGAGAUGGGACCAGAGUACUCCAGUACAGUGGAAAUGGCUUCCUUCCACUCCACCUCCAAAUGCUAUAUGGGAGAGUGUGGAUUCCGUGGAGGCUACAUGGAGGUGAUUAACAUGGACCCUGACGUGAAGGCCCAACUCACCAAACUAGUAUCGGUGCGUCUGUGCCCCCCUGUCCCUGGACAGGCUCUCCUCGACCUGGUGGUUAACCCCCCGCAGCCUGAUGAGCCCUCCUACACCACAUUCAUGAAGGAGCGGACAGCAGUUUUGGAAACUUUGGCAGAGAAGGCCAGACUAACAGAACAGAUGUUUAACAAAGUACCUGGCAUCACCUGUAACCCUGUGCAGGGAGCCAUGUACACCUUCCCCCGCAUCACUCUACCUCAGAAGGCAAUUGACAAGGCCAAGGAGGAAGGUCAGGUCCCAGACAUGUAUUACUGUAUGAGGUUACUGGAAGAGGAGGGCAUCUGCCUGGUGCCAGGUAGUGGUUUUGGGCAAAGAGAGGGAACUUUCCAUUUCAGGAUGACCAUCUUGCCACCCACUGAGAAGCUAAAGGUCGUGCUGGAGAAGAUCACAGCCUUCCACCAGAAGUUCACAGAAGAGUUUUCAUAAUGAUCCACCACCUUUCAACAUCAUCUCAAGAGCCAACUCAUUCAGUGCCUUUGGGCAGAUGAGGCAGCACAUUACCCAUUUCUCUCCUCAAGGCUGUUUCCACAUUAGAUCUGAUUUUAUUUUUUAAAAGAUCUUUUAACUGUUUUGCAUCAGUACGUUGUGUUGUGAGGACAGCUGAUGGAAACAUGUGCAGUCUUGUUUCCUGCUCAUGUGUACGUACAGAUUUACAGUGCAUGAUGCACUUUCCCAAAGUGUUACCCGGCCAGGUUUAUAAUGUUUUAAGAUGUCUGAGUGCUGAUUGUUGUCUUCUAGAGUUUAAUAUAUUUCAGAUGCUGCUACUGUGAGGUGCAUCGCUCUCCUGCCAAGAUUCAAACAGCCAAAUUAGUUAACAAUGAAUUCAACAUGUUGGCAGCUUACUUGAUUAACCUAAUGAUGCACCGUGUUAAUGAGCAUUGCCUUGGCAAUCCAUGUAUUUCAAGGCCUGUCAGAAUGUAGCUAUUUGUAUUACUAAUGUUAAAAUUGUUCUUAAAUGAUUAAAAGUCUUUAAUUUCUAA